GCCUUUCGGGGCUCGGCUGCCCUUCGCAGCGCGCCCGCGCAUUCCGGGCGAAGGGCUGCUCGCCGCGCUCCGGCUGCAGAUGGCCGAGCGGCGGCGCGGCGGCGGCCACGUGAGCUCAUUUCCUGACGCCGAGCCGCGGCCCGCGGGAUUCCCGCUCGGCAUCUGCGCGGGCGCUCCGGAACCAAAAUACCUCUGCAGCCAUUGCCAGGGCGUGCUGCGGGCGGCCCUACAAGCCCCCUGCGGGCAUCGCUAUUGCUCGGCGUGCCUGGCCUGGAUCGUCCGAAACCAUAAAAAUCCACUAUGUCUGAGUUGUAAGGAAGAAGAUCCCAACAGCGUAGAUGAAGAAACCUUAUUAUCAGUAGAAAAGGCUUUUAGCGAUGCUGCCAUUAACAAGGAGAUUUCGGAGUUAAGCGUACGUUGUGAGGUCCCUGGAUGUACGUGGAUUGGCAUCAUGAAGGCUUUGGAAGGCCACAAGAUUACAUGUGAACACGCUCUGAUCCCAUGCCACGCCGGGUGUGGGCAAACAGUGACGCGAAAGGAGCUUACAGAACAUUCGCAGCAGGAAUGCAAUCUUUCAGCAGUUUCCACUGGCAAGGAGGAAUGUCGAUUUUCCCGGGUUGGAUGCCUGUUCAAGGGAAUCAGAAAAGAAAGACAGGAACACGAGAAGAAUGCCACGGGAAUGCACUUAGUUCUGCUCCUUCAACAUGCAAAGCAGCUGAAGGGGAAUCAGCUCCCUGCAGUUGGUGGGACAGACUCUUGCUUCAAGGUGGCCAAGGCCCUGAACGGGAUCUUCCUCAGCUUGCAGCUCCCGCAGGCUUUGGAUGUGGAUGCGUUCCCUGGAGUGCCACUGUAUGAGGGAGAAUCGCGCUGGCAGGCGCUGCUGAGGAGGAAGGUGCUUCCUUUGUUGGACAGCAAGCUGCAGGUGUUUGAAAACAUUGUGUCUGUGCUCAGCAAAGAGAUGGAUGCCUCGCGCCAGAAGAUAGUGGCCUUCCGCGGGCAACGGGGCCUCGACCAGGAUACCAUUCGUGGCUUGGAAUUGAAGAUUGCUGAUCUCCAGCGAUGUCUUGCUCAGAAGGAGGUGGCUUUAAGCAACCUGCAGCAGAAACUCCUGUUGUCAGCAGAAGCUUCGUACAAUGGCAUUUUUCUGUGGAAGAUUACAGAUAUUCACCAGAAGUGCUACGAAUCACUGACUGGGAAAAUGCGCAGUUUACAAUCUCCUGCAUUCUACACAGCCCGAUACGGUUACAAACUCUGCCUGAGGCUGCAUCUGAAUGGCGAGGGGAAGGGCAAAGGAACUCACGUGUCCCUCUUCCUGGUGCUUCUCAGAGGGGAAUACGACGCGCUCCUCGAGUGGCCUUUUGAACACAAGAUCACUUUCAUGUUGCUCGACCAGAACAACGGAGACCGUCUUGUGAGCACUUUUCACACAGAUCCCACCUCUGCGUCAUCCCAGAGGCCUGUGACCGAUAUGAAUGAGGCCUGUGGCUGUCCCCAAUUCCUCUCAUUGGCCAAAUUCCAGUCGGUGAAAUUCACUUAUUUAAAGGAUGGUACUCUUUUCCUCAAGUGCAUUGUGGAACCCUUUCUGUGAAAACUUCUGUCAGAGCUUUUAAAGCAUCAAUGGGUGAUAUCUCCAAGAGAAGAGCAACAUCGGAAACGUCUUGAGAGCUGGAGAACUAGUUUGCAUCUGCAGUGGGGCUGAUGUAUGCCUUGCAGGGACACCUGUUAGCAAGGCCGUUGGUUACAGUGUGGAACAAUCUGUGUUGGAUUGCCCCCAGUUUCCUGCUUCCGACACCCAUAUCUUCAUAAUCUGACUUCCGGCCCCAUGCAGGAGUGAUGUGUUAGUAUUAUCAGUAGGAUGUUUUUCUUUCAGUUCUCAAAUGUAUUUGGUUAACACCAUAUGGUGGCUUACAAACCAUUUUUGUGAACAUAGCAAACUUGCUGGAAGAAGGCCAUGUUACUUAAUUAAAAAAAAAAAGAUUAUCACCCUACAUAACUAGACAUGCCUGUGCCAUACUUUCCACAAGAAUCUGUCCCUACCCCCCAGAAGCAAAUCCACAGCCUUCAUGUUAAGGAAGCAAUCUUGUACAUAUUUAUUUGGGAAUAAGCCCCACUGAGUUCAAUGGGACUUCUGGGUGCAUGCAUAAACUCAGACAAGGUAUUUUAGGACAGUGGUUUUCAACCAUCCAGUCCAGUAUAGACACCCAUAAGUGUUUUGUUUGUUUAUUUUAAUCUUCAGCUUACUCUUGUCUGUGUUAUGGAACCCCUGUGCAUUUUC
Molecule: messenger RNA, 2275 nt
Organism: Eublepharis macularius
Lineage: Eukaryota; Metazoa; Chordata; Lepidosauria; Squamata; Eublepharidae
Gene: TRAF1
Product: TNF receptor associated factor 1
Exons: 9
Coding region: 80-1588 (502 amino acids)
Biological process (GO): protein K63-linked ubiquitination; regulation of canonical NF-kappaB signal transduction; tumor necrosis factor-mediated signaling pathway
Cellular component (GO): cytoplasmic side of plasma membrane; plasma membrane signaling receptor complex
Molecular function (GO): ubiquitin protein ligase binding; tumor necrosis factor receptor binding; zinc ion binding
Source: RefSeq, a predicted model, not a curated record